UAUCAAAAAUCUUCAAUGGAGGUCGAACUUCGACCGUCGAAGAUGGGCGAAUGAUCCUAUAUACUUUAUACUCAGAAACGCAUAAUUGAAUUGGCAAGAUAGUUUGAACGUUUUGGAUAAAACCAUUUGUUAGUAUUUGAUGCAGGUACUGAGAUAAAUCACAAUGUUGCCGGUAAUUUAUGGAUUUUUAAGGGCCUACGCCCCAUACGUAACCCUACCUUUUGCGGCGGUCGUUGGAUUUAUAGGUUAUAAUUUGGAAAACAUAUUAUCGGAUAAUUAUACGCCUUAUCAUAAGUCCAUUGAAGAGCAACGUAAGGAAAGAUUGUUAAGUGAAGAAAAAUUGCAGUCAGCAGAGAAUGUAGAGAAGUUAAAAUACAAAGCCAAUGUCUUAGGAACAAAUUUAUCGCCGUCACUAUCUAGUUGAAAUGCUCAAGCUUUGUAAUUUGGUUUAAGUGUGGGGCUGAACAUUUAUG
This is a messenger RNA of Cylas formicarius (sweet potato weevil), 473 nucleotides long. RefSeq names its product small integral membrane protein 12-A. Bases 164 to 424 code for a protein of 86 amino acids. The record is from RefSeq and is a predicted model, not a curated record. NCBI's taxonomy places the organism in Eukaryota, Metazoa, Arthropoda, Insecta, Coleoptera, Brentidae. The transcript is spliced from 2 exons.